Kickxella alabastrina is the source of this 873-nucleotide messenger RNA. RefSeq lists its product as uncharacterized. Lineage: Eukaryota; Fungi; Kickxellomycota; Kickxellomycetes; Kickxellales; Kickxellaceae. The transcript has a single exon. Gene Ontology annotation, cellular component: mitochondrion. Gene Ontology annotation, molecular function: ribosome binding; translation initiation factor activity. The record is from RefSeq and is a predicted model, not a curated record. Gene Ontology annotation, biological process: mitochondrial translational initiation; ribosome disassembly. Bases 1 to 873 code for a protein of 290 amino acids.
AUGUUUGCAGCCAAACAGCUCCAGCUCCAGCUUCAAAUUCAAAUUCACGCCCGCUGCUCCUUGCUGACCUCCCCCAAGGGCGCCGCUGUGCCCCCAAGGGCGCUCUUCCACCAUGCCAGUGCCCGGGCGUCCGAGCCGCGAGCGGCCUUUGGUGGGCUCAAGCCUCGCACCUCCGGCUUCAAACUCCCAGGCACACGCCCCCCACGCAGCAGCCCCAACAGCCCCCACCAGAGCCAUCAGCAGCCAACGAUCCCAGCAAUUCCGCGCAACAAAGCCAUCCUACAGGACCGGAUCCAGCAAAAGAUCCAACAGAGGCUGACACAAGUACGGCAAGAGUCCGCCAGCAACGCACAGGAGAGAUCACCACGCGACGACGAGAUAGUCUUCCCGAUGAUUACGCUGAUCACUGAGGACGGGACCAUUUCGGGCACGCAUCCGCUCCGCCACGUGUUGAGCACAAUGGACCGCAGUGAACACACUUUGGUGCUGGUGGAUCCGCAGAGGUCGCCGCCGGCCUGCCGCCUGUUCUCGCGCAAGCUUCUUUAUGAGAGGGAGAAGCAGGCGAGGAAGGCGAAGAAAGUGGCCAUGCGAGGGUCGAAGCCCCAGGUUGUCACUAUGGGAGAGGGUAUUGGGGAGCAUGAUUUAAUGGUGAAGAUGAGGAAGGCUGGGGAGAUGCUGGCGAAGGGGAAGAGGGUUACGCUUGUUGUUGAGCGGAAGCGAAGCGAGCGGGGCGUGGAGAAGAGGGCGCUGGUUGGCGAGAAGGCACUGAAGGCAGUCGAGGGGCUGGGCGUUGUGUCGGCACCGCCGGUCGUCGAGGGAAACACCUGGUCAGUCACCGUGCAGGGCAAGGUCAAGCAAGAAAGCAAGGAGUAG